Molecule: messenger RNA, 1125 nt
Organism: Mesocricetus auratus (golden hamster)
Lineage: Eukaryota; Metazoa; Chordata; Mammalia; Rodentia; Cricetidae
Gene: CUNH5orf63
Product: chromosome unknown C5orf63 homolog
Exons: 6
Coding region: 341-688 (115 amino acids)
Source: RefSeq, a predicted model, not a curated record
GUGCUGCUCGCGGCGGAAGUGCGGCGGGCGGAAGCGGCGGCCGGGCGGCCUGAGGCUGAGGGAUAUAUAUCAGAAGAAACCAAAAGCCACCUGGAAUAGUUCCUGAAUGAGAUUUUAUUUCUGUUUGCUGCUGUUUGGAAGAGGGAUAUCCUCUGGCUCAGUUCAUGCUAUAGACAAAAGGCAAUAUCCCUGGAGGAAGGCUACUCCUAUAAAGAACAUGAAAACACCAGUGGGAAAGCAGCAGAGAGAAAAGAAAACCAAGAAUCACCUUCCACAGAGUGACUAAACGAAGUUAGAAGGAACUCUUUGAUUAACAGCGUGGACCAGGGAAGGGAUUAAAAUGCUCUGGUUUCAAGGAAAUAGCCUGCAGAUUGCCAAAUCCUCCUUUGGACUCUUGCGAAAUCUCUCUGCUUCUAACACCCUUCUGCCUGUGCUGACCUUAUUCACAAAGGAUCCAUGCCCGCUCUGUGAUGAAGCCAAAGAAGUCCUCAAACCGUAUAAACACAGGUUUAUUUUACAGGAGGUGGACAUUACACUUCCAGAAAAUUCUACUUGGUAUGAAAGGUAUAAGUUUGACAUCCCCGUCUUCCAUUUGAAUGGCCAGUUUCUGAUGAUGCAUCGAGUAAAUACCUCAAAGCUUGAAAAGCAGCUUCUGAAACUUGAGCAGCAGGUGCUGGAGACAAACUGAUGCCUCAUGGUUUCCACCUUCUCUGUCAGAAGGCAUCUGCCUGAGGGUAUGGCUAGGGUCUUUAAUUUCCUCAUCACUAUCACAGUGCCCUUAUGAUGGUAUCACAUAAAUAUGUUGCCAUUACUCUUCUGAUUGAUGCAAAUACCCACAUGAGAACAGUUUACUUAUGGGCAUUUUGUAAACUGGGAGCACAUUGUGUGGAGGGGAAAGCUGCAGGGAGGGAGAGGUCUAUUUGUUGACUUUAUUUUUCCCUUGCCUGUGAAUGUGGAAGCCCUUGUCAUGCACUGAGCAGUGUCCUGAUGGGAAGAAGGCACUGCAGUCUGCCGCUAAGCAGUCCUGGAGACUAACUUGUAAUGGAGUAAAUGCUCUCCCCCUCAGUAAAGUGAAGUGUGAAUUGUUAAUAACUGUGCACAGUCAAUAAAAGGUUUUUUAGCGAA